Messenger RNA from Zingiber officinale, 834 nucleotides. Its product is annotated as protein DOG1-like 4. Gene Ontology annotation, biological process: DNA-templated transcription. Gene Ontology annotation, molecular function: sequence-specific DNA binding. The record is from RefSeq and is a predicted model, not a curated record. The transcript has a single exon. Bases 4 to 627 code for a protein of 207 amino acids. NCBI's taxonomy places the organism in Eukaryota, Viridiplantae, Streptophyta, Magnoliopsida, Zingiberales, Zingiberaceae.
CCCAUGGAGGCCUUCUUCGACUCAUGGCUCACCCGCCUCGACAACCUCCGGACCGAGCUCCUCCACGCAGUCACCCACCGGACCGACCUCAUCCCCAGCGCCGUCGACGCCUUCCUCAUCCACUACCGCGACUACCGCGGCGCCAAGGCCCGCCUCGCCGACUCCGACCUCCUCCGCGCCCUCACCCACCCGUGGCUCACCCCCUUCGAGCGCACCUUCCUCUGGAUAGGCGGCUGGAAGCCCUCCCUUGCCUUCCGCCUCCUCCCUGGCCGCUGCCUCCUAGCGCCGGACCAGCGCGCCGCAGUCGAACUGCUCCGGCAGGAGGUGGAGCUGGCGGAGCACCGGAUCUCGGAGGACAUGGCUGGCGCGCAGGAAGCCAUGGCCGGCCACGCGGUGCUCGUGGCAGUGAGAGCCGGACUCCUCUACGCCAACGGGAGCGCGUGGGAGGCGGCCGUGGACGAGGUGUCGCGGGCGCUGAGGGCGACCGUUAACGCGGCGGAGGAGCUACGGGACGCCACCCUGCGGCGAAUGGUGGAGAUCCUGACGGCAGCACAGACGGCGGAGUUCCUCGCCGCCGCGGCGGAGCUCCGGCUCCGAGUGCGCAGGUGGGGUUUGCGACGCAACUAAAGUCGGUUCGCUUGAGAUGUGCGGUCACCGACGCUGAUCUCUAGUUACCUAUACACCUGUGGUAGUUAACUGGUGGCCCUGCUUCGAGCAGUUAUUAAAUAAGGUAUAGCGCGCUGAAGUCAUCUGUUUUCUAGUUGAAGUAUUAAUCAGAAAAUUAUGUUUAGUAAAUUGUGGGUUUUUGAUCCUACAGCCAAUCAAGCACAUAAA